This is a messenger RNA of Cylas formicarius (sweet potato weevil), 2154 nucleotides long. RefSeq names its product E3 ubiquitin-protein ligase RNF220-like. Gene Ontology annotation, molecular function: metal ion binding; ubiquitin protein ligase activity. The coding region runs from base 73 to 1791 and encodes 572 amino acids. The record is from RefSeq and is a predicted model, not a curated record. Gene Ontology annotation, biological process: protein ubiquitination. NCBI's taxonomy places the organism in Eukaryota, Metazoa, Arthropoda, Insecta, Coleoptera, Brentidae. The transcript has 11 exons.
AACGAAAUGCUGACGGAUCGCGUAUAAUUUUUUUUCCCGCGUUCUCGACUCAUUUUCGCUAAGUUAUCAGCCAUGGAGAACUCGGCAUAUGUUCCUAAUUCCGGGCAUUUAAAUUCGCCCGCUUUGGUAGUAUUCUCGCAAGCCACUGGCGGUUUGCAAGAAGCCCUACGCAUCCAAAGGCCCUUCAAUCCGCAGUUUACCAUGAGUGAAGCGCAAAAGGAACUGCAUCGACCGUUUUCGGCCUCUUCCUUCGGAUUUCGUCACAUGGAAGCAUACAGCGGCAUCCCCGCCCACAUAUUAAACCAUCUGCAGCCCCAAUUCCUCCAUCCCGGAUUGUCUCUGGGUUCCGGAGCCUUUAGACCCUUAGCCGACUUGAAAUCUUUUCCUUCCCCUUCGGCCUUCACGUCCCCCAAGUGUUUGAAAAUCGAAACCAGCAGCGAAAAUAUCCACCACGGGCACAACCACGGAAUAUUUUCGCCUGGUGAAGAAAGGAUUUUGGGACCGAGUCCUAGAACGGAUUCUUGUUCGCCGGCGAGUACAUCCAUGUCACCUCAGCCUCAAACGGCGGUAAAAGAAGAAAGUUUGGACGCUCAAAUGUCGGAAGAUGGAGAACAUCACGGACAAGCAACCGAUAACGAUUCGCCUGGAAUACACGAGGAUAAUAGAGGAUUCCGCAUAGGCCCUUUAUUCGGUGGAAGUUUUGCCAGCAACGGGGCGUAUACUUUUUCGGUUCCUGGUCUGCCCCCUGCAGCCCACGCAUUAGCCAAAUCCACAUUUCUAUUCGAUCACGACCUAGUUUUAAAUAAGAAAAAACGAGAUCCAUCUAGCUGUCCCGUGUGUGGAAUUAGCAUAUCACCAGGUGAUUUCGAAAGUCACUUCAUGCAAGAGUUAGAAAGGUUGUACAAGCUGAACGGAACAGGCAUCGCAGCUUCGAGGAAAAGAAACAGACCAGAACCGGGAAGACCACCAGCCUUGCCAGGUGAUAGUGGUCCCGAAGGACGUUGGGAAACUUUUCAGAGGAUCAAAACCAAUCGACAAGGACGACUAAGAUUGAAGAUCCGCAAGAGAAAAGCAGACGAUGGCUGUCCUAUUUGCACCGGACGACCUCAUAGGACCCAAGAAGAAUUAAAUAUGCACGUGGAGCAAUGCUCCCGAAAAAAUCAUAACGAUGAAGAUGAAACGGUAGACGUCGAAGGGGAUUCCGAAUUAGAAGAAUGGCACGAGAGUCAACGAAGACGAACAACUUCAUUGGUGGCUGCAGCAAGUAGAAUAACAGAAGUUGACAAUGAAGGUGAUGAUGUUGUAGUGGACGGAGAUGAACCUGAAGACCACAGUUUCGGGCCUUCCCAAUAUUCCGAAUCGGACGUAGUAAUCAAGGAAAAUAGCGAAAAAGAUGGACUUCAGCAGUCUCAGGUGGCAACGGUGAAUUCUAGUGGCGAUGUAGAGGUUAAAUUAGAACGUCAAGGAUCUCAGGUCCACGGUCAACAAUGUGAUAGUAAUGUCAGUACUUCGGAUGCUGAGCCCAGCAGUCGGGCUCAAAUAAUAGAAGAACUUAGAAAUAGAAUUAGGCAAUUAGAAGCGGAAGGGGGAGAGUUAGCCAGCACUACCGAGUCCGUUGAGGAAUAUAAGUGUUUAAUUUGUUUGGAACAUUACAAGAAACCAGUCAUAUCAACAGUCUGUUGGCACGUCCAUUGCGAAGAGUGCUGGUUGCAUACUUUGGGCAGCAAGAAAGUAUGUCCCCAAUGUAGCAUGAUUACGUCACCCACAGACCUUAGACGCAUAUUUAUGUAAACCUCAAAUAUUUAUUAGAAAAUGUUCAAUUUCUCAAACGUGUCGAAACAGUAUUUUUACCAAAACUGAAUUUCAAUGCUUAAACUAAACGUAUCCGGUGUGUAAUAAAAUUCCGCACGUCAUAGAUAAAUUGUAAGAUAAAAAAAGCACUAACUUAUUUAUAUCUGUAUAUGUAUACCUACUGUCGGCUAUAUGACAGCCCCGUAUAUUACUAAUGAAAGUAUAACAAUAAGUAAGUAAGUAAUCCAAAAGAUUUUGCUGUGUAAUGCGGGGCAAAGAAAAAUUAAAUUUUACUCAAACAGGGAAAAAAAUACGACAAUUCCAUUUCUCAAACGAAUUAUUAAUCUAAUACUUGUAAGUAUA